AGUUUGAAUUCCUAUCUAUUACACCUGACAAUAUUACAGUAUCAUGGGAACUUAGUAUUCCAUAUAUCAAUAGUACACUUAUUCUGAGUAUCACUGAUUCACUUCAAACAGUUAAUGAAACAAGUAACGUUACUGAAUAUGACAAUGUAUACAAUUAUACUGAAGACCUCUCUUCUUGUAACGAAUAUACCUUUAAACUGGCACUGCCCAUGUCAAGUGGAUGUAAGGACAGCAUCAGAAUCAUAUCAACAGCACCAAAACCUGACAAUGUAUCUGCAUUAUAUCUAACCAAUGAAACAUUAAUCAUAAGAUUUCAAAUAGAUGAGAAGAUUACAAAUGCAAUAAAGUUAUUUCUGUUUGCAGCUAAUGGACACAUUAAUACAUCAGAUCCAUUGGAUAUUGAUAGCGUUCAAUACAUUGAUGAGUUUUAUAUUAUACACUGGAAUAUAAAACUAAAUGAUCAUUCAUUGUAUUACCUAACAGUAUCAGCAAUUGGUACGUAUGGAACAAGUACUUCUGAUCAUGUAACUGAAAUAAAUACAUAUAAUGUGAAGGAUAUAAUUAUAGAAAGGAAUGAAGAUAUUGUCUGUUUUACUUGUGUUACUGAAGUGUUCAAUGAAUGUCAAUUAAUGAUAGCAACACUGAUACCACAAUCAAUACAAACUAAUGGAACAUGUUAUUCAUUUACUGAUAAUGGAACAUACACUGUAUAUGCACAUGAUGUUGAGAAUGGAAUAAAGAUACUGACACCAGCAAUAGUUAUUGAAUACACAGUUGACUGGAUUGAACCAACACAAACUACUACUAAUAAUAUUGACCAUCAAAGUCAAUUACAGAUCAUUAUUAUAAUACUGGGAGGUCUCCUUGGACUCACAACACUUGCUAUUCUCAUCCUAUCACUAGCAAUGAUUGUAAUACUGAGGAAAAAAGUUUUAUUCCUUAAAAUGGUCAGUUCAUUUAUAGCCUAA
Amphimedon queenslandica is the source of this 968-nucleotide messenger RNA. RefSeq lists its product as uncharacterized. Lineage: Eukaryota; Metazoa; Porifera; Demospongiae; Haplosclerida; Niphatidae. The transcript has 6 exons. The record is from RefSeq and is a predicted model, not a curated record. Bases 210 to 968 code for a protein of 252 amino acids.